Gavia stellata (red-throated loon) is the source of this 801-nucleotide messenger RNA. Its product is annotated as transcription factor E2F3-like. The coding region runs from base 1 to 801 and encodes 266 amino acids. The transcript has 5 exons. The record is from RefSeq and is a predicted model, not a curated record. Gene Ontology annotation, molecular function: RNA polymerase II cis-regulatory region sequence-specific DNA binding; DNA-binding transcription factor activity, RNA polymerase II-specific. Gene Ontology annotation, cellular component: RNA polymerase II transcription regulator complex. Lineage: Eukaryota; Metazoa; Chordata; Aves; Gaviiformes; Gaviidae. Gene Ontology annotation, biological process: regulation of transcription by RNA polymerase II.
AUGUGGAAACAAAGCAAUCCAGAGUUACCCCGUCAUCUACUUUUACAGUACGUGGAUGAUAUACUGAUCGCCACCGAGGACAGAGCAACCUGCAUAAAGGAAGAAGGACAACUGGAACAUGACUGUUUAACUACUGUUGAACAGGUGUAUUCCAGCCGACAGGACCUGAAGGACACACCAUUGGAGAAUCCUGACUGGGAACUCUACACAGAUGGUAGCAGCUUUGUGGAGAAUGGAAUUCGCUACGCUGGAUAUGCGGCAAAACGAAGGCUGGAGCUAGGAGAAAGUGGCCACCAGUAUCUGGCUGAAGGACUAAAGACCCCAAAGGGGAAAGGAAGAGCUAUGACAAGAAGUCCAGAUAGUCCAAAAACUCCAAAAUCUCCUUCAGAAAAGACUCGGUAUGAUACAUCACUUGGCCUUCUAACUAAGAAGUUCAUUCAGUUGUUGAGCCAAUCUCCUGAUGGGGUCUUAGAUUUGAACAGAGCAGCAGAGGUCCUCAAGGUGCAAAAAAGGACGAUUUACGGUAUCACCAAUGUACUGGAAGGCAUCCAUCUCAUUAAGAAAAAAUCCAAAACCAACAUUCAAUGGAUGGGCUGCAGUCUGUCUGAGGAUGGUGGCAUGCUGGCACAGCAUCAAGGCCUCACGAAGGAAGUGACCGAACUGACUCAGGAAGAGAAGAAACUGGAUGAGUUGAUCCAAAGCUGCACCCUGGACCUCAAGCUGCUAACAGAGGACUCAGAGUAUCAGAGAUAUCCUUUUUUGCAAAACAUCAGAGGUGGUCAGUCUUGCUGUGCUCUGUAA